UCAGUGAACCAAAGACUAUAUAGCCGCCCAACACUCCCCCGGUUUUUGAACCCUUUCUAUUUCUUGAUACACUGCUUGUUUGAGAUUUCCUUUUAGUCUCCCUUUUUGUUCUAUUUUCGUCUUCUAGUGUUUCGUUUGGCUGGUCCAGACGAGUGCUAUUUUUUGAGUCUUCCUAUUUUUGGAUCUGCAUUACGUCAAUAAUAAUAGUAUCAUUUACACGCCCUGCGUCUAAGAGACCCUUCGUUGACCGAAGUGAAUCGCUAGCGCUUUUAAUAUCCUUUUCCAUUACUUUAAAUCUCCUUCGCUCCCCCCCAAAGCUGUAUCCAACCUCCACCUCCACAAUGAUCCCCACUGCUCGUGCAGCCGCAAGACCCAAGUUGAGUCUCAGCAUUUCUGCUGCGCAGAAUACCUCUCGGCCUACAUUGUCGCUCAAGUCCCCGGGUCCUCUCCCCCGGACUCCAAUCUCCCCGUCUGCUCCCAGUCCAGCUUCCUCCCGGUUCUGCUCUCUUCAAGUGCCGAGUUAUGGAUACGUCAACUCGUGUUCCUCAAAGAGCAUUCUCAAAAAACAAUCAACAGCGGUCGCAGCUGGCAACGUUAACAAACGGAUCCAGUUUAAAGGCACACCGACCGUCCACUGUGUGACGCCCAUUGAGAACCCCGAGGAAUACUACGGCACGCACACCAAGAUGUCGCGCGAAGAGCGGCGUUGGAUGGUGCGCGAAUGAACGAUCACCAGUAAAACUCGAUGAACCACACCUACGCAGACGGAACGAGAGGACUACUCGGAGUUCGGGGGCUCUUCAUCCAUUGAGAGCCCAUCUCCCGCGACUGUACCCGGCCCUAAUUUUGGAUUGACAAUGCAACUUGCAGCACAAAUGCAGCAGAGCCUGUGGAGGACCGUCCGCGCAGAGCGUCGGACGUCCGGUACAAAAGUCAAGGAGAGGAACGUCCCUAUUGGAAAGGAGGGUAGUCUAUCAAUGUAUAUAUGAUCCUAUUAUGUUUAUGAUGUGAUGAUAAGAUCCAUACCAAGUAUAGCAUGAGUGAGCAUUAGCCUGGAGAAAUCCAAUUACAGUCGUUACGCUCCAUCACUUGCGUCCAGACCCGUAAUGUUGUCAAUAUGGGUACUCAUUCAUGUGCAGCUCUAACGCCUGUUUUUACUUGUC
This is a messenger RNA of Aspergillus caelatus, 1163 nucleotides long. RefSeq lists its product as uncharacterized. NCBI's taxonomy places the organism in Eukaryota, Fungi, Ascomycota, Eurotiomycetes, Eurotiales, Aspergillaceae. The record is from RefSeq and is a predicted model, not a curated record. The transcript has a single exon. The coding region runs from base 342 to 725 and encodes 127 amino acids.